Cotesia glomerata is the source of this 1083-nucleotide messenger RNA. RefSeq lists its product as uncharacterized. Bases 538 to 981 code for a protein of 147 amino acids. NCBI's taxonomy places the organism in Eukaryota, Metazoa, Arthropoda, Insecta, Hymenoptera, Braconidae. The transcript is spliced from 4 exons. The record is from RefSeq and is a predicted model, not a curated record.
UGAAAAAUUCGUUCCGAUAUGGACUGCCAGUAUAAUGCUACAGUACCCUAGGGAAAUAUAUGACGUCAUAAAUCACCGCCAUUUUUGCACUGUGAGCGCUGGCAUUUUCGAGGUAAGGUACUCGCAGUGCUUUGGUCACGUGAUCACAAAAGUGUCGAGAGUUGUAUGUAGUUAUAUAACACCAGUUAUUUAUUUACAAAUAGAAGUUUGUGGUUAAAUAAAAACAAAAAUGGAAAAGUUAGUGAUGUUACAUUUAUUAGAAUGUGAAUCUAAUAAAACAUACUCGCUCAAAGUUACGCCCGAAAUAUAUGAUCGUGCAAAGAUUGGUAAUCGCGUUCAAAAGAAACAGCUUCGGUAGAUAACGAUAAAUAAAUUUAAAUUAAGAAUAGUGUUAAAAAUUUCAAUAAAAAAAGUGAAGUACACAAUUGGACCAAGUCGGAGGUUUUACUUCUAAUUGCGAGUUAUAAAGAACACCAAUUGGAAUUUUUGGAUGAAAAUGCUUGCAAAGCUGAUGUAUGGUCGAAAGUAAUUAAUCAUAUGACGGUUGCACUUGCUGAGCACGAUUUAUCACCUAUUGAUAUCAAAAAAUGUAAAACAAAAAUGGAAGCACUGAAACGGCAUUAUAAAGGUCUUAAAGAUAAUAAUAAAAAGUCUGGGAACCAAAAAAUUACUUGGCCUUACUAUGAUGAAACGGAAGAACUAUUUGGUGAGCAGCCAUGGAUUAAACCGUUGUCCACUGCAGGUUCUAACAUUGAAAACACAAUGGAUUCUGAAGUUAUAAACCCACCAUCGAAACGCCAAAAAAAGUUGGCAGAUUAUUGUGAACAAUUACUAGAAAAAAAAAAAAGAGAAUCGUGCAAUUCGCAUACAACAUCACCAAGAAAAAAUCGCUGCUACAAAUCAAUUAACGGAUGUUCUAAGAGAGCUUAUAGGUCAUGCAACACAAAAACGGCAAAGUUGAUUAUAUUUAAAACUAAGUAACUUUAGUGCAAAUAUUUUUUAUGAUUAUUUUAAUAUGAUUAAAAAUGUUACAGACAAUUUAUAUUUUUAGAACGUGCAUGUUUACAUGUCUAAGUAAUACCA